Molecule: messenger RNA, 4134 nt
Organism: Dermacentor silvarum
Lineage: Eukaryota; Metazoa; Arthropoda; Arachnida; Ixodida; Ixodidae
Product: slit homolog 2 protein
Exons: 2
Coding region: 440-3106 (888 amino acids)
Molecular function (GO): protein binding
Source: RefSeq, a predicted model, not a curated record
CUGCGGCUCCCUGGUGCUUCCUAUCAUCUACACAGACACACCUGGCUUUAGAGGCAACAAAGGAAAGGAGAGUUCCCCAUCAGGAUCCAUUUGACAUGUGAAGGCCAUUUCACAAGCAAAACCAGUAGGCAAUGUGAAGACUGCAUGUGUAAAUCAAGUCUUGGGCCUGCAACCUCCUGCUAGAGCACCCUCCCACCAGAAGCAAAGUGUAACAUAAUAGAAAAGAAAAACACACCACUGAGUUGGACAUAGUUACCGGGCCCACAUUUUUUCAUGCCACACAACUUGUAAAUGAGCAAGAAGAUGCAGGCACAUUUCCGUAAGCAAAUGCGCCAUGAAAGGAUGUCCUGACGGGUGAUAGAGUGCAAAGAUCACAAAGAAAAAGCACAAGAGAAGUCUGCUGCUUUCCACCCAGUAGUUUUCCUAAGCAAACAGAAGAAUGAGCAGCAGAAAAAGAAGUUCGGCCACAAGCAUGCCACUCAUGCAAGUUAUUAAAGUCACCAUCAAGCAAAGAGGCAUCGUCAUCCUGCUUAUUGUCUCCUGCCUCUUGAAAGUGACAAGUGCAGAGUGUCCUAGCGCCUGUUUCUGUGACAGUGAAAGCCAGUACGUCAGCUGCGUUGGGGACAGCACUUCACAAGCACCACAGGACCUGCCCAGAUCAAGCGAGAGGCUGGAACUGCGCAACUUUGCAGUAGACGUGCUCGCGCAGCACCUACUCAGCGGGGUGCCAGCUCUCAAAGAACUGAAGCUGCAGCAAAGUCGAACGAGAGCAGUCGAAGAUGGUGCUUUGGCCGAGCUGGCUCUGUUGCAACGACUGGACCUGAGCCAAAACUUACUGGAGAAUCUGACAUCGGGAACGUUUAAGGGACUACAGCAACUGAAGUACCUUGACUUGUCUUCAAAUCAACUGGCACACAUAGACGGUGCCUUUUCAGGCCUGGGAAACCUGGAGCAGCUCAAUCUUCACAGCAACCUGCUCACUCAGCUGAACACCUACACAUUCACGGGCCUGCACCAGAUCCAGUACCUGAACCUGGACUCGAAUCUUGUCUCGAGCCUCGAAGUGGGUGCCUUCCAGAACCUGCCAAACCUUGGACAUCUCAUCCUCAGCAACAACCCACUCACGAGUCUCUCUCGUCUCAACUUUUUUGGCUCACGGCUGCAGUACAUCGAUGCUUCUCAUGUCGGGCUUGAGCGCAUACCACAAAGCCUCACUCGUUACGUUCGAGACCUCAGGCUGAGCCGCAACAACAUCACUCACAUCACUCUUGGUGACCUGGACAGCUAUCCACACCUUGGUUUACUUGUGCUGGAUGACAACGCCAUUGAAGACGUGGAAGAUGAUGCACUUGGUCGACAAGAGUACCUUGCCAGGCUUUGGCUGAAUGGGAACCGGCUCACAAGGGUCCCAAUGAACCUGCCGCAGAUGCUAGUUGCUCUCUAUAUAGAGGAGAACUUGAUAACUGAACUGCCGGACAACAGCUUUUUUGGACUAUCGAAAUUGGAGCAGUUGUACUUGCAGAGAAACCAAAUCAGGAACAUUUCAGAGAGCGCUCUGAGUGAUCUUGUCAAUCUGAAGACACUUGAUCUGCAGGCAAACCUUAUACAAGUUUUGCCCAAUCACGUUUUCAGCAAUCUCAGCAACUUACAGACACUUGACAUUUCUCAGAAUCUACUACAGUUGCUGGAGCCCGAGUGUUUUCAAGGGUUGGAUGCACUGCAGACACUGCAGAUGUCCAGAAUAGCUAAUAAAGUGGAAUUCCAAGAAUAUGUCUUUGAUCCACUGAAGGCACUAAUCAAGCUCGAAAUGUAUGACAGCAGUGAUCUAGUGGCCGACAUAAUCAAAUCACCAAGAACACUGCACGGCUUGAGAAAUGUCCAGGACCUGAAUAUCAUGCACAAUAAACUCACACAUUUGAGACCUGAUUUCCCAUCUUUCUUCCCAAAACUGAAGGUUCUCAAAGUGGGAGGCAACACGUUUCACUGUGGAACUGAAGUGCGAUGGUUCUCGGAAUGGAUCAAGACAUCGAGCAUCCAGUUUUACAGCAGCUACAGCAUAAGAUGUGCAUCACCAGUCACACUACAAUUCAAGCCUGUCAUGUUGCUAAAGGAGGAAGACUUUGUUGAAAUCACUACACAAAUCCCAUCGACCCCUCAAGGAAGGGGUGCUGCCUUAGUCAAGAGAGUUCCCCUGCUAAAUGUUCCUGAACCAAUUUCCGCCUCCGAAAGCCUGACAGCAACUGCGACAUUCCCGCCUUCAACGCUAAGAAGCAUUAACAACAGGAGUAGAAGUUUGGAAGCAGCUGAGCCAACCAAAGCUGGGUCAAGUAACCACACAGGAAUUUUUCCAGCUGACAGUGGGACAACUCCUAAGAGCACUGAAGACUUCUUUAAAACACCACAGAGACAAGAAGCAUUAAACAUCACUGCCCAAAUGGGUGGCAACCUGAAAGCAAGCAAUGGGAGCUCAAUAGCUCACCUUGCAAAUAAUGUGACAUUUGCGACAGAUGGAACCAUUACUGACAGCAUGAGCGAUGUGACUAUGCCUACAGUGAUAGGCGAGCAGACCAUGACAACAACAAUUGUGAAUUCAAUCUGGCAACUACCAACGGCUGAAACAGCUGUUCCAGCUCUAACAACCACACAAGAUAACCAUACUUCCUUGUCCUUCAAUGCACCUCAAAGCCUGCUGCUUGCACCACCUGUGGCUGAAAAACAACAGCAGGAGCCAAGCACCGAAGGGAACUCUACAAUUGCUUCGAGAGUCAUUACUGGUUGCAGCUUUCUGCUGUUCGUCGCUCUCGCAACCACAGUGUUUCUACUGCAGACGCGUCACAACUGUAUGGGCUGCCGUGAACGUUAUGCUCGCAUCCAGCGAAGCAGCAGCAUCUCCUACCGUCCUCAGCAUGACGAGGUGAACAUCUUGACAGUUUCGGAAGGCACGGUUGAUGCAAGGACUAGUGUGCAGCGCGGUAUUAAAAACAAGCUCUACUUCGCAGUCGAGGGUGGAGGUCCUCACGACAUGUCCAACGAGCCUCACUUGCAAGAGCUGAUUCCUCGCUCCCUGAGUGACAGUGAGUGGUGCAGUGGUCACGUGUGUAUAUAAACUAGGGCGUCUACUGCUACGUGGUAUUUGUGCCCUUCAGUGACCGCAAAAAAAAGUGACUACUGAUGGCCACAGAGACCAAAGGCAUGUGCUUUGUGACAGCAGCCUUCAAUCCUGUGCCAAAAAGAUAUAGAUAUCUCACACAGCCAAGACAUUUAACUUCUUGAAAAACUGUUGAGACACACCAGCAGCAUGGGCAUGACAGGGACAAUAGUGGUUACAUGUUAAAAGCUGACCUCCAGCUUUUUAAAAUUUGUGUGCAUGUGUGUGCAGAAAGAGCUUGAUGGUAUCAAAAUUACACGAGGCAGAGACCCUCAAGGUUGCCUGAAGCGAGCUACUGAAUCGGGCUUGUAAUGACUGUGAGGGUGAGCAUACAUAAACACAAAGCCAGUAUUUUUGUAAAAGAGGAGAAUUAUUUGGCAGCAUGGUAUAUUACAAUGCUCCUGUCUACUCGUUUCCUUCUAUCAUGCAGCGAAUGUUUAUACAUGUUGAAUAAAGUGUCUAUGCGAAGCUUUCGUAUCAUUAAAAUAUCGCAAGAGAAACACAAAUUCAAAAACAAGUCUGCUUCCUUCGAUACUGACACCAUAGUGAACAAAACUUAUAAAUUUAAAUCUACUCAUAUUUACCACACCAUAACUCUUCACAAAUUAUCUUUUCCAAAUGAAUCAAGUUAGUUUAGGAACAGUGAACAGAUACUUACUUCAAAUGAACACUAAAGAGAUACAAUAUACAACCUCUAAAGGCUAUUUGCAAAAGUUCUCACAUGGUGAAGCAGCUAUUUAGAAUUGAACUCAUGCUGACUGAACACAACAUUGUCCCUUCGCAACAAGCCACAACCAUGACCACAAACAAAAUUUGUCUACUUACAGUGGGUUAGUGUGCAGAAGUGCAAAAGAGACCACUUCUCUGUGUCCAAAGUAAAAUUGCCCACAACCUUAAAGUGUACAGUCGAACACCUCUCCAAAGAACACCCCUACAUGAAAUGGCCUGUACAACGAAGGAUUCCUUAUGUCCUGGCAAUACUUCUU